AUGAUGGUGCUGCCGAUAUUUGGUCAAAGUCGCUUUCAUGGCUGCACGACGAGAAAAGAGUUGCAGAGGACAAUUCUCUGUGUGAUGCUGGACAGCAGGAUGAGCGCCCAUGUGAAUUUGGCAGUAGACACAUGUAAACUUGCUCAAUUCGACAACUUCGUAAACAGCAGCUACCACCUGGAUCAGUCUACUCAGUCGAAUGGCAUCAGCUCGCUGAGUGACUCUGCCAAGGAGGUCGUUGACAGGUUGUGGGUUGUAGACUCCAUCUCCAUCCAUUGCCGUGCAAUUGUCACAGAGUACUCCAUUCAUCAGGGCAGAGCAGCUGAUCACACUCAGGCUCAGUGUACUCAACAUCUCCUCGAUAGACGCUCAGAGCCACUGUUGGUAGUGCUGCCGAUGGGACAUGGAAAGUCCCUGAUCUAUCAGUUGCCAGUAUUUUGGGAGAGUGCCCAAGGUCUGAUCACAAUUGUCAUCGUGCCUCUCUUGUCGCUAGCUCAAGCUGCAUGUCACUCGGCAAAGAGUCUUGGUCUGCGGGCACACUUUAUCAACCCAAAAGAUCGCCGCCCUGGAGAUAGUAUGGAGACCUUGGAUGCAAACCUCUUGUUCUGCACAUACGACCUGCUCCUUUGCAGUGAGCCCAUGAGAAAGUGGAUCCACUUGCGAACCAAGGAUCGUCGCAUCUCACGAAUUGUCGUUGACGAGGUUCACACUAUCAUCACCGAAAAGGCCUUUCGUACAGUGUUUAUAAGUUUGGCCACCAUCCUCAAGGAUUUUUCUAUUCCAUUGGUCUUUCUGACUGGUACCCUCCCCUUGUCUGUCGAAUGGGACCUGAUCCAAGCAUUUUCCAACUGUGCUACCAUUCCUUCAGUCCGCCUACCUACCGACCGCCUAAAUCUCUCCUAUCAGGUAUCAAGCAUUACUGGCGAAGAGAAGAAUAUGCAAGAUAUCACCGACCUCUUUGAGCAAGAGAUUCGCCCUCGGCUUCGUGAAGACUACACUCGACGUGCCAUAUUUUUUGUCCAGACGGUUCCCCAAGCCCAUGCCUGGGCUGCACGCCUUCAUGCAGGA
Molecule: messenger RNA, 1068 nt
Organism: Acaulospora colombiana
Lineage: Eukaryota; Fungi; Glomeromycota; Glomeromycetes; Diversisporales; Acaulosporaceae
Source: the annotation of a GenBank genome assembly